AUGCCUUCCAGAAAUUCCAUCAACAGACCAAAGGACAAGCUUAUCCGUAAUGGACAUGCCUCAGCUAUUGGUAAGAAGAGACACGCUCGUUCCAGAUUGAGUGCUGCCACCAGAUCAUCCACCUCCCGUUACAAUACUGAAACUUCUACAGCUCCAAGACCAUCGGAGUCUACAUCAUUGGCUCUCUACACUGGAGCCGAAGCAUCGCAGCCUACCGGUGUCAUAACUAACAACACCUUGUCCAAGAAGAGAACCAAGAAGAUCGAGAGAAACCAGAAAUAUAUCGAACGUAGAAACCAGCAGUUGAACAUCGACAUCGCUGCCAAGAAGGAAUCAAGCAUGGACAUCGACCAAGAGACUAUUGCUAAGGUCAAGGAAGCUUCUAAGUUAGAGAAGAUCAAGCAAGCCUUGUGGUCCGUUGUUGCUGACGGUGUCAGUGAAGGCUUGUCGUUAGGAGAUGGUAACGGUACCACCUUAGGUGUUCAGGCAUUCUAA
Messenger RNA from Dujonia railenensis, 495 nucleotides. Lineage: Eukaryota; Fungi; Ascomycota; Pichiomycetes; Serinales; Debaryomycetaceae. The record is from the annotation of a GenBank genome assembly.